GUCAUAUUUAACGAAAAUGACACUGACAAGAUUUAUCAUGAAGACAUUUUCAUGGUAUUUUAAAGAAGAAAAAAUCCCCGAUUGAAGAAUUUCAAUUGAUCUUCCUGACCGAUGAGAGAGUAUACAUUUGAGGCCGCCUCUGAUAUUGAUGCCUUCAGUGUUCCAGCAACAUCGGCACUUGCGCAAUCGUCUGUACGGUAUAAAGAUGGAUCACAUUCAAUGAAGUGGACUUGGGCCAGUGGAGAUACAAUGACACAUACCUUCUCCCCAGCAAUUUCAGGAAGAGAGCUUCGAAGGGGAGGGAUUCAGCUGUGGCUUUACAACAAUAAUCCACGUGCAGGAGAGAGCUUGGCUGUCUCUUUCCAAAAUACUGCAUCCACCACUGUUACUGUAUCACAGUUCAAUAUUAAGCUGAAUUUUAAGGGGUGGCGUGCUGUGUGGGUAUCCUAUCAAGAAGCUAUUGUGACUAAAAACAAAGAUAUUAAUGUUAUGAAAAUAACUGCUCCUACAACUCAAGCUACCAUACAUCCAUUGUAUUUUGAUCUCUUGCGUUUUGCAAGUGAAGUCAGGAGGCAAAGCCGUGACAAAGUGGUACCACCAAUAGAUCCAAACCUUUACUCCAACAACAACUUCUGGCAGCAAACCUAUCGCUGGAGUCAGGUAUCACCACCAACCAUUUCUGUUACCACACCCAGUCAAGAAAAACUGGACAAUAUGACCCUGAUUGAAAAGCGACUAGAGAAUUGGUUUGUUAAUCAGUCUCAGAGCUCACUCCAGUUUCCAACAAAUGCUCAGAGGAGAUGGAUGUCUUUACAGAUGCAAGUGGAUAGUGCUUACACUCAGUAUGAACAACUAAAUAUUGUGAAAAGCUCAGAAGGUGUUAUUACAGGUGUGCCUCUUUAUGCUGACAAGUCUACAGUUACUGGUGGUAAAAAAUUUGGGGAGGUGGUGGAGAAAGUGCUUCUUCCAUUGGCACUGGAUUAUCAUGUGAGAUCACGUGAUGUUGACGUCAAUGCAUUGGCGGCCGAUCAACUGUCCAACUUGAAUGGAACCAUGGACCAGAAAAAUGAUGCCAUAAAGAAAAUAGCAGGAGGUAAUCAGAACAUUCAAGCCAUAUUCACCACCGCCCUGGGUACCACUCAAACAUCUUACACGUUGGAGGAAGUGAAGGUGGCCAUAGGCACUCUGAAUACGAAGCGAAAGGAACGAUUACUUCUCCUUUUGGAAUAUAUUGAGGAUCAAGGUUGGAACGAUGGUAGUGGUAUUGGUACUUUGGAUCAUGAGAUGAACAAUUCCGGUGCAGGUUUUAUGAAUGCAGUCUUCCUCCUGAGGAAGGAAAUCACCGCCGCUGGUAAAAUCGAUGAUUAUGUGGCUACUAUGAAGUGGUACAACGAGUUUGGAGAAGUUUAUCAAGACCCGUUUGAAUAUGCUGGUACAACUGCUGAUCGUAUGAGAACCAUUGCAGUAUUCAGAUUGUUUACUGUUCUAAUGAUGCCAACUACAACAGAUGCCAAAAAGCUUGAUAAAAUUCGUGACAUGGAAGAACUUGUCUUAUGGUACGCCAACGCACUGUCUCCUAAUGAAGGUUUCGCGGGAGUUUUAAAACCUGAUUACCUUGGAUUCCAUCACAACAGCUAUUAUGCCUCUGCUUACACUCCGCAUGCUAUCCAUUGUGGCGCACUCAUCGAGUUUCUACUCAGUGGAACACCAUUUAAAUUGAGUGAGGACACAAGCAAGCAUAUUAAGAAAGGUCUAGAGACAAUGAGGAUUGUUGCCGUUAAAUACUCAACUCCAAACAGUGUAUGUGGUCGAUUUCCAGGAUUUUACCGUGCAAUUUUGGCCAAGAAUUUUCCUGCCUAUGCUUACGCCGGUGCAACUGCUCCCAGUUUGAACGCUGAUGGAAGUCUGGGUGAAAUUGCUGCUCUCGACAGUGAUAAGAUCAAAAUGUUUUUACGACUUAAUGAUGCAGGCAAUGAGGAUGUUAGCGAUUACUUGGAAGAUGGAACGAUAUUCACAAGUAUCUAUUACCUAAACACUAUUGGUUCGAUCAACAUCAUGGAGGAAAUAAGCUCUAAAGCUGCCUCGAUGAGUGUAGCGGCCGAAAAUUCGCCCCAGGGAUUCUGGACGAAAAAUUAUGCUUCGCUAGUGAUUGCACGAAGAGAAAAUUGGGCGGUAACAAUGAAAGGCUUUAACAAGUAUGUCUGGGACUUCGAGGCCUCAAGCAAUCAAAAUGUUUAUGGUCUUUAUCAGAGUCAUGGAGCACUUCUCGUUGCAAACAGCGAGGCGUCACUUAAAACUCUAGAUAUCGAUAAUGGUUGGGACUGGACACGACAUCCGGGCACAACAACAAUAAAAAUGGAUCUUGAACAGAUUGUUAGCCAGCAGCGUAGAUAUUUUCAACCCAGGGAACUUGCGGGCGGAUUGACUUUGAUUGGUGGCGGUGAUUAUGCUACAGGGGGCUUUGGAAUGGAUUUCUCACAGCCAAGCUAUAAGUUUCCAGCUGGUUCCUUUCAACUUGACAUCACAUUUGGAUUUAAGAAGAGCGUGUUUUUCGCAGAUUUUGCCGUGAUUUGUCUUGGAUCUGGAAUCACAACAACCAUGAGCUCGCCCAAUAUAACUCAGACCACGUUGUUCCAGACGAAGCUUCUCAACGCAAGCAACCCAUCAUCAAUUCUGAUAAACGAAACAAGUCACUCACUCAACACCGACUUGACAAAGGCGCCGUCCUUCUUUGGCACAGGAAACCAUGCAGCUACACUUAUGGAUGUCAAUGGAAACACUUACUACAUUCCCGACGCGCAUAACCAGGGACUUAAUGUGAAAAUUGGCCUGCAAAAUUCCAGAAACCAAAGAGGUUCAAAGGCUACAUCGGCUCGGUACGCGACCGCAUGGCUCAACCAUGGAGUGAACCCAACGGACAAGGGUUAUGAAUACACCAUAUUGGUUAACAGACCCUCAGAAGACGUCCGGACUUUGGCCGAAAAUCAAGCUAGUGGCAGUUACUGGUAUCAAGUACUUCAGAGAGACAAUAGGGCUCACGUGGUGAAGAUCAAUAAUUGCCCGAGGCAGGGUGAGACACAGUAUGGAUACGUUUUUUUUGACAAAUCUGUCCGUACCUCGGGUCCAGUAAGGCGCGUCACAAAGGAUCCUUGCAUUGUGAUGGUGGAAGAAGUGGAUACCCAAAACUUGUACAUUGCAGUCUCUUAUCCAAAUCUAAAUUUCAACAUCUCCAGGACUUUGGAUUGGGGCAGUCAGGUCAAUGGGCAAGAAAGGUUUUAUUCUGUUAGCACACCAGUUGAAAUAGAGGUGAGAGUGAUCAAUGCGGUGAAUAUAGCAACUGGAGAUGUGAGAGUAAACGGAGAGGUUGUCCCAGACACCGAUAAAACAAAUCACGUGAUGGUCAGACCAAAAUCAAGCGGUGCAACUACAGGGCGUGCCAUCGUGUUUAAACAGCUGUCCAAGGGGUUCACUACAGAAGUCAAACUUACUCGAUAGUUGCCUUGACGGCAUAUGCAUUUUUUUCUCUUUAGAUUGAUAAUAAGACUCUUUGAAUGAAUUAAACGAUGUUAAGCGAAGUUAAAUUUGCUAAAGCGUUAUAGAGUGCUUGUCACGUAAAUGUAAAGCUGAAUAGUAGAAUGGAAAUCAAAAA
This is a messenger RNA of Pocillopora verrucosa, 3649 nucleotides long. RefSeq names its product chondroitin sulfate ABC exolyase-like. Lineage: Eukaryota; Metazoa; Cnidaria; Anthozoa; Scleractinia; Pocilloporidae. Gene Ontology annotation, molecular function: carbohydrate binding; lyase activity. The record is from RefSeq and is a predicted model, not a curated record. Gene Ontology annotation, cellular component: extracellular region. Gene Ontology annotation, biological process: glycosaminoglycan catabolic process; carbohydrate metabolic process.